AUGGUGUACCUGGAUCUCACCAACAAUGGCCAUCAAGCCCCAAGAUUUCACCACAAUGUUGUGUUCAUGGAGAACCAAAACAAGCAUGUCCACCUGAGUCUUAAUAUUGGAACUAACAGAGAAGGCUUUCCAGGGGCUGUUGGAGAAGCUCAGGGACCUGGUCCGAGGCAGUCAGAGCCGCGCUGUACGUUCGACUCUGCUGUCGGCAGCAGGCGAGGAGCCCCAGCCCGAGGCACAGCUUGUCAGCUCAGUUCGGGCACUCGCAUCCGCAUCGUUGUGAUCCAAUCGAUACCUUCCAUUGCUUGCCAUGCCUUUGUAAAUAGCCAGGAAUGGACACUAAGCCGAUCUGUACCAGAACUGAAAGUGGGGAUCGUGGGUAACUUAGCGAGUGGCAAGUCUGCACUUGUACACCGGUACCUGACUGGCACGUAUGUCCAAGAGGAAUCACCAGAAGGUGGGAGAUUCAAGAAGGAGAUAGUGGUUGAUGGACAAAGCUAUCUGCUGCUGAUUAGAGAUGAAGGGGGCCCUCCAGAGGCACAGUUUGCCAUGUGGGUGGAUGCUGUUAUAUUUGUCUUCAGCUUGGAAGAUGAAAUUAGCUUCCAGACUGUUUACCACUACUACAGCCGUAUGGCUAACUAUCGUAACACUAGUGAAAUUCCAAUGGUACUAGUGGGAACCCAGGAUGCUAUAAGUUCCAGUAAUCCACGUGUCAUAGACGAUGCCAGAGCGAGGAAGUUAUCAAAUGAUCUCAAGAGAUGCACUUACUACGAGACGUGUGCUACUUACGGACUCAACGUGGAGAGAGUCUUCCAAGACG
Molecule: messenger RNA, 817 nt
Organism: Balearica regulorum gibbericeps (East African grey crowned-crane)
Lineage: Eukaryota; Metazoa; Chordata; Aves; Gruiformes; Gruidae
Source: RefSeq, a predicted model, not a curated record